AUGUUGCGCAGCUUCUUUAGCAACCGAACCUUAACGUCGCUCCGGCUGACUAAAGAGUAUCCGAGAAGGAUUGCGCUUGGCGACAAGUCUGGCCUCCAGCUCCACGCCAUGCUCGAGCUCACGCCGAUAGACAUUGUUCUUGGCAUCGCGAAUGAGAGGGACCUCGAGCGGCGGAAAGGGAUACUACGCAGUCCGCUGCACGGAAUUCUACUUAUCAUAAAGGGCAACAUGUCAACCGACGGAUCCCUGGGCAUGAAGACAACCUCGGGAGCAUACGCCUUACAGAAUGCCAUAGCUAGCCGUGAUGUAUUCAUUGUGGAGAAGGCAAGGAAAUCUGGCAUUUUUGCAAAGUCGGCAUGGGAUAUUGCCGCUCUGCCGACUGAGACCAGUGGUUAUGACCCGGAAGAUCCAGUAACGGCCGAUUCGAAACCGCACGCCAAAAACUUUACUGCUUCUCUCGACGCUAGCUGGAACGACUUCAGGGUCGGCGUGGCCGACAAUGGUUCUGGUCCAUUCUCCCUGGGUUCGUCGGCGACCAGGCCGACAUUGAUGAUGGGGAACAGGUAA
Lasiosphaeria miniovina is the source of this 567-nucleotide messenger RNA. RefSeq lists its product as uncharacterized. The transcript is spliced from 3 exons. Lineage: Eukaryota; Fungi; Ascomycota; Sordariomycetes; Sordariales; Lasiosphaeriaceae. The coding region runs from base 1 to 567 and encodes 188 amino acids. The record is from RefSeq and is a predicted model, not a curated record.